Elaeis guineensis (African oil palm) is the source of this 1063-nucleotide messenger RNA. RefSeq names its product probable WRKY transcription factor 51. The record is from RefSeq and is a predicted model, not a curated record. Gene Ontology annotation, molecular function: sequence-specific DNA binding; DNA-binding transcription factor activity. Lineage: Eukaryota; Viridiplantae; Streptophyta; Magnoliopsida; Arecales; Arecaceae. Gene Ontology annotation, biological process: regulation of DNA-templated transcription.
GCACGUUGCGGCGGCGAAUGGUGGCAGCAGCGGCAGCAAAGAAGCUUCCAGUUUAGGCGAAGGAAGCUCGGUGGAAGGGGUGGCCAUGACAUACAACUAAAUUUAGAUUUCUGUACCAAAUUAUAUGUUUUAAUUUAUGUGCAUAUAUCGGACACUAUAUAUAUAUAGGAAGAUAUGUGUUAGGAGAUCAUGGCGGCAGUGGGAGCUCCAUUGCAUGCACUGGCCAAUAUGGCCUACUUCCCUUCCCAAACUGGCCAAGGGAGUGACUUGACCUAUGAUGAUCUUCAAUCUGACCAAUCGGCGGCAUUCGAUCUCUCCGAUUACAUCUUGUUCGAGGAGGGCUUGGCGCCGGCUUCAUUUGGGCAACCAGUAAAUGCAGUUUCUCCCAUGGUCGAUGCUGAUCAGACUGCUAGCCAGAUUAGUGGAAGCAACUUAACUACUAUUAGUAGUAGUAGUAGUAGUACCAGAAGGAGUGGAGUACUGGAGAGGCUGAGGGUGGCCGAAGGGUCCAGGAUCGCAUUCAGAACGAAGUCAGAGGUGGAGAUCCUGAAUGACGGGUUCAAGUGGCGCAAGUAUGGGAAAAAGUCCGUCAAGAACAGCCCAAAUCCGAGGAACUACUACCGUUGCUCAACUGAGGGUUGCCCGGUGAAGAAGAGGGUAGAAAGAGACAAAGAAGACCCAAGCUAUGUGAUAACCACCUACGAGGGGAUACAUAACCACAUGAGCCCCGGUGUGGUUUACUACACCACCAAAGACACCGCCUCUGGUCGGUUUUAUGUGGCCGGUUGUGAACUGCCUCCAGGUUCAUGAAACCUGAACAUAAUCGCUUCACAAGCCGAAGUACUCAGUCUGGCUAUAGAUAGCCACUAGCGAAGUACAACUGCAAUGCUUUUGGGUUUUAAUUGGAGAAAAAAGGAAAAGAAAAAAGGAUCCUUCCUUUUUUUUCCGAUGGUUAUCGUUCCUGUAAUUACUGAGUAUCAGUUUUCAGUUUUGUGCAUAUGCUUUCAAUUCUCGUGCAAAUGAUUAGCUCGGCUUGUUGAAUGAAACUUUUUCUUGCAUCCAU